This is a messenger RNA of Linum trigynum, 3606 nucleotides long. The record is from the annotation of a GenBank genome assembly. Lineage: Eukaryota; Viridiplantae; Streptophyta; Magnoliopsida; Malpighiales; Linaceae.
CCGCACUGAAUGCAUUCACCGGCAGACGAAAGCGGUGAAUGCAUCACCACGGUUGACAGUCGUGGUGAAUGUCUGGCCUAACAAUGAAACUUCAAACGAACGUAAUUUUGCGCUUGGUUAUCCGAUUGUAGCGAUUUUUUUUAUUUCACAUAACUUUUUAAGAUCUUUCAAUCUGCAACAAGCCUUCAUCCAAAAAAAAAAUUUCGUUUGCUACUUCGAACAAGCAAUUUUUCGAUUUUGUCAAAGUUAUGCGUAAUAAAAAAAAUUCAUGACAUUCGGAUUGAGGAGCACAAAGUUAUGGUCUUCCAAAUUUUGUCAAAAUCGAAAAAUUGCUCGUUCAAGGUAGCAAACGACAUAUUUUUGGGAUGAAAGCUUGUUGCAGAUUGAAAGAUUUUGAAAAGUUAUAUGGAAUAAAAAAAUUUCGCUACAAUAGGAUAACCGAGCACAAAGUUGCGUUCUUUUGAAGUUUCACUGUUAGGUCAGGUAUUCAACGCGAUCGUCAACCUCGGUGAUGCAUUCAUUGCUUUCGUCUACCGCGAUGAUGCCCAAACAUGUGUAUUUUGGGAAAUUUUCAUAAAACGUGUGUAUUUUGGGAAAUUGUUUUAAGAAUAUGUGUAUUUUGGGAUUUUUUUUCUUUUAUUUUGUGAGAAAUAAGUUUUAAAUAGAUAUGUGUAAGAUAAAUUUUAUUUCACUCAUUAAAUUUUUAAAUUACUACGUAUUUUGUAUAUAUAUAUAUAUAUUUAGAAAGAGUAUAAAAUGAUUUAAACCGGCCGGAUCCCGAUCAGAUCAAUAAACCUCAAACUCCUUGCUUGACCAGCUCAAUUACUUAAAUCGGUUUGACAACCUUGAUUGCACUCAUGGUUGUAAAUGAGCCGAAUUGUUCUAUCCUCAACAAAAAAUCAUUCGAAAUUUGACUUGUUUACCAAAGAGUCCGAUUUUGAAUUAACUUUUGUUAAGUGAGGUUGUGAAUUAGCUCGAUUAGGUGGCUUGUUGAGCUCAACUUGUGACAUGACUCGUUUAGAUCUCAUGAGAUAUCUCAAUAUUGUGGUUAAAAAACCAACUCGUUUACUAGCUUAUGAGCGAAUCCAUCUAUAUCUUAUGAGUUGGAUUUUGAUAGUUAAUAAAAUUGUUCAAUUAUAUAUCUCACGUUAUAUGAUAUUUAAAAUAUUUAGUAUGUGAGCAAAUUUGUAUUAUCCUUCAUGGGCAUACUCUCCUUCAACGAGGACUUCGGUGGCAGAUUGGCAAUGGGGCCCUGGCCUAUCCAUCAUUCGAGUUGGGUGCCAGCGUUUCACCCCAUCCCCCUAUGUGUCUUCCGCAUAUAGAUCUAGAGGGUGAUGACCCAAAGGUAGUGGAGCUUAAUGAUCAGGUAAGGGGAGGAUGGUGCAUCCAAUCGCUUCAGAAGAGGUUUCCUUUGGAGGUGGUUCGUGCGAUAUUGGCGAUUCCCUUUCCUAGUAUGGGUAUGGAGGCUAGGCUGAUAUGGCACGAUACGAGUGAUGGCGUGUUUUCUAUUAAGUCAGCCGACCACUUGGCGGUGUUGGUUGAUAGGCAGGUUGGUAUGUGGCGCCUCGUGGUCAGCUGGAUGGAUAGGACGAGCUGGAUGAGAUUGUGGGCCCUUAAGAUCCCCCCUAAGCUAAAGUUGUUCCUAUGGCAAAUCUUUCAUCGUAUCUUACCUAUGACCGAGGCACUCAUUGAGAAAAGGGUACAGGUGUUGCCAAGGUGUCCGGUGUGUUGGGUGGUGUCUGGGUACAUGUGUUCCCUGAGAAGUGUUUGCUUAGGAUGAAUCAGUCGGAACAGAUCAUGGCUCUGGUAGCCCUCUUGUGUCGUAUUUGGAAAUCUCGUAACUGGGCAGCCUUUGAGGGCAAGCAGUUCACAGUUCCUCACUUAAUUUGUCAGUAUCAACAACAGCUUCACGAAUGGGUAUCCUUGCCAGAGGAUUCUAUGGUUCCGGGUUGGGUAUCACAGAGUCAUAAUCGAAGGGAGGGGGCCUUGCCUAAUAUCGUCUAUAUGUGGAUGGAACGGUAAGUGUUGGCUCACAUUCAGCGGGAGGAUUGGUGGUAAAGGAUGGUGGUGGUAAUGUGAUAUUGGUCAAUUGAGUAUCUUUUCCAAGCAUCGUGGACCCUCUAGUGGUUGAGACUCUUGUGUUCCGUGAGGCAAUCCAGUGGUGUCAGACUCUUGGCCUCCCCCAAGUUAUGUUUGAGGGAGAAGCAAAGGUGCUCAUUGAUAAGGUUAAUGCCAACGAUGCACGUGAUGGGCGCGUUGGGGCUAUUAUUUAGGAGAUUUUGAGUUUGCUAGCUCUCAAUAAUGGUUUCCAGGUUAGGUUUGUAGGUCGGAAUAGCAAUAGGGUUACCCAUUAUGUGGCUAGAAAGACCCUGUCUUUGUCUCCGGUCUCGUGUCCUUUGUAUGAUUUUUGAGCCUGGGUUGGUUCUAGGAUGUACUUUUCUUAAUCAAUAUGAUUAUCUUAAAAAAAACAAAUUUGAAUUAUUUUUAAUUUGAAAAAUAAAUUAUAUACUAUAGAUUGCUUCGAUAUAAUGAAAUAAGAAUAUAAGAUGAUUUAUACUAGUUAAAAUUUAUGAACUAAGGGGUCAUUUGCUUUGUGGAUUUGGUACCCGAAUUCGAUCCAUUAUGGAUUUAUUGGAAAUCCAUUAUUUGCUUGUAUAUUUUUAGGGACAAAAUUUAUGGGAUCCGCGAAUUUUAGGGUGCGCCUACGGUGACAUGCAUGCCACUGUGACUUGCACUUUUUGGUCGACCUCAGUUAGGAUUAGGUUGACCUCAUGUAGGAUUAGGUCGACCUUAUUUAGGAUUAGGUAGACCUCAUAUAGGAUUAGGUCGACCUAAUUUGUUGUUUCAGUGUAAAACAAGUUGCAUGGUGCAUACUUUGGAGAUUCAUAUCUUACAAUUGGCUUGAUGGAAAUUGGAUAUUAAUGGCUUGUUUUGAAGCUGGAGUGUCCCUCUACACAUUGAAGUGCUUGGGAGCUCGAUAGGAAGUCCAGAAGGCCAUUUUUGAACUUGAUCAAAAGGCUAUGCCAAAAUUGGGAAACUGGCUGAAAAUGGCAAAGUCUGGGAACGUGUUUGUGAAGUCUACUUUGGAGCUCAAUUAGAGAAGCAUGGAUGCGAGUCGAGUCCAGUGGCCUUUACCAAGUUAAAUUAGGUAUGUUUUUAUACAAACUCAAGUCAUUGGAUCAAAGAUUGGAUAUCUGUAAGGCUUCAAACAAAAGGGUCGAAGUUGCUACGAAGACUGUUUUUAUGGCAGACUUCGAGCACAAGCAAGCUGCCAGAAAAACAGCCUUCGCAGCAAUUUCGACCCUUUUGUUUGAAGCUUACAGAUAUCCAAUCUUUCAUCCAAUUCCUUGAAUUUGUAUAAAAACAUACCUAAUUUAACGUGGUAAAGGCCCAUGGACUCGAUUCACAUCCAUGCUUCUCGAAUUGAGUUCCAAAGUAGGCUUCACAAACACGUUCCCAGACUUGGCCACUUUCAGGCAGUUUCCAAGUUUUGGCAUAGCCUUUUGAUCAAGUUCAAAAAUGAUGUUCUGGACGUCUUAUUGAGCUCCCAAGUACUUUAAUGUGUAGAGGGACACUUCAGCUUCAAAACAAACCAUUGAUCUCCAA